CCCAGUCAGUCAGUCUGUGUGUCAGUCAGAAGACAUCAGCACUUGUGUGUCGCAGUCAUGACUGCAACCACAUUAUUGAGUCUUGUCAGCUCAGUAAUGGGCCUGUUUUAUGUUGGGUUGCAGGUCUUGGUCCCGUGUCUUCCUCCAGCUCCUCUCUCCACCUCUGUUAUUAAUACUGAUGAGUAUACAGGCACUUGGUAUUUUGUGGCAGCAUCUGUGUGGGAUGAAGAUGAUCUGAAGACUCUCCAGACCACAGACAGCAUUGUUCUUCAGAUCCAGAAAAACCCUGACUCCACCCUGAAGGUCACUGAAACCAUGCGCAUUGGAGAUGCAUGUCUAAAAAAUGUUACGAACUACUAUGCAUUCCCUGCGACAAGCCCUUUCCUGUUUAGAGAAGAUUUCGAUACUAUUGCUGUGAUUUGGGAUGGCAAGUACAUAAACUGCCCUACAUGCAUCAUCAUGCUCUAUGUGGGGGAAGAUGAGGAAAUUAGUACGUUUCUAUUUUCUCGUGAUGAAAAAACAACAGAAGAAGUGAUACAGGAAUUUAAGUCAAAAACGGAGUGUUUGUUAAUGGAAGAUAUGUGGAGGGCACCGCUGAAAAAUGGCUAUUGUAAAGUUGAUGAUUCUGCCUAAACACAAGACAGAGAUCCUCGCAGUGCAGAUCUACAAUCAAAUACCAAAAUGAUGGACAUUUUGUCCCUUAUUUGAUGUUAUUAUGAAGGACAUUGUUUCAAAAUUAAUAAAAGCAAUUUUCCAAUAAAA
Danio aesculapii is the source of this 762-nucleotide messenger RNA. RefSeq names its product apolipoprotein M (gene apom). The transcript has 7 exons. The record is from RefSeq and is a predicted model, not a curated record. Bases 58 to 633 code for a protein of 191 amino acids. Lineage: Eukaryota; Metazoa; Chordata; Actinopteri; Cypriniformes; Danionidae.